UAUAAAACGGGUCAGCAACAAAUGAUGAAAUUGACAACUGUAGCUUUUCGGAUAAGUUGUGUAGUUUUAUUACAAUGAACGCGUUUAAUUGUUUCAUGAUAGGGUUUGUAACGGGUGCGGGUUAACACAUCGACUUUUAUUCACAUUAAUUUUUAAAACGUUUGUCGUAGCUGCAGCUAACUGCUUAGCGGUUAGCAGAGAUCAGCAGCAUGGGUGAUGGCAGUGUAGUUCCAAAGAUCGGCAACAUGAAGGCUCUUCUGGGAAUUAUUGCUGGAGCUGGCGCCUCUUAUGGGCUUUAUAAACUCUUCAGCGGGCAGGUUUUUAAGAAAACCAAGAAAAUUCCCCCAAACGAAAGUCCUGGUGUGAAGAGCAGCCAGCAGGGGGGAAUAAAGCCACGGCCGGGGAGCCUGCUAGCUAAAGUAUCCGGGCUGGAUGUUGUCUGUGCUCGACCAGAUGAUGCUGCAUCAGCGGAGAUCAUCCAUCAAUCCCCCAACAAACUUGAGCUACAUCACUUGAAGAUGCUGCUGUCACGCCUGCAGACCAGUGAGGAUCCAGCUGAUCGCUCUCAGUUUCUUCUAACAUUGGGAAAUGCUGCUGCCUUCACUGUAAAUCAGAACCAAAUUCGGGAGUUGGAGGGGAUUCCUGUCAUAGCUGGCCUCCUUUCUGACCCGGCUCUGGAGGUUAGAGUGCAAGCUCUGAAUGCUUUAAAUAAUCUUUGUAUGAAUAUCCAAAACCAGGAGCAAAUAAAGCUUUACGUGCCACAAGUGCUGGAACUGAUUGAAAUGUCACCAGUGAACUCCGACCUUCAGCUGGGGGCUCUGAGGCUGCUGACGAACCUCUCAGUGACUGACAAACAUCAGCAUUUGCUAAAGGAGUCGGUCACUCUCUUAUUGUCCCUGCUGGUUGUUAGCAACGAAAGGCUACAGGUUCAGACCCUGAAAGUUCUUGUGAAUUUAUCUUCUAAUCCAGAUAUGAUGGAUGACAUAGUUCAAGCUCAGGCUCCAGCUUCUGUCCUGGUUUUGGUUGACGAACGGACAUCUCCUGCGGUGCUCCUGCGCCUGCUCACAUUUGUAGGGAACUUGAAGGCCUGGCGGCCCUCGGCACAGGUGGCUGAUGAACUCAGACAGAAACAGGAUUGUCUCUUCAGGGUCAUGCUGGAUGAAACUUCACAGCUGCACAGCAAACUUGUCCAGCUGCUUUCACACCCUGACAGGGAAAUUCAAGCCCAAGUAGCCCGUAUAUUGACCUAGACCUCCCUCCCGUCUACCUGCCAGUCAUUAGUCUUUAACUUGAUCUUCAUAGACAUUGAACUCCAUGCGGAUUGCACUUGGCCUCCUGUUGGAACUAAGCAAUACAAUUGAUCUCCAGUGUUCCUUAAAUCAUUACUGUUGUAUCUCGCAACUAAAUUCAGUUUAAUAUCAAACACUCCCGUUUUCUAGUAUAUUUAGUGAAUUUGCUAAAAAUGAAACUGCUGUUUGAUCAGUAUGUAAGAACGCCAUUUCUCAAAAGCCCCACCCCCUUGUUUUGUUCACUACUGUCAAGCUUUUAUGAAAAAUCUAUUUUCCUGAAACUUCCACAAAUAAUUUCUAAAAAAAAAACGUAAUUACAACUGAAGAUGUACUUUAGAUUUAAGAAAUCAAAGCCAACUGCCAAGUUUGUUGUACUCUAUUCUUCUUUACUCAAACAUCUGUGGUUCAUAGAGGCGAGGCAGUUUCUCCACUGAAUGGAUUUACUGCAAACUAAUGAUUGAUGGACAUGAAGGGUUUUAAAGAAACUAAAACAUAAGUAUUCAUCAGAAUUUCUUAAUGAAAAAACCCUUCCUGCUUUAGGCAGCUAGAAGUAAGUUUUAAACUGACAUGGCUGAGGAUAUAAAGGAGAGGAAGUAGAGUUAAUAACGAGGACUUUAAAGUUUAGCCGCUUGUCUCAGCACCAUAUAGCAGAGUUAUAGCGAGCCCGGUAGAUAUAAACCAGGAUGAACUCUGAACGACGACUGCCUGAAGGAAAUGGGUGUGAUAUUCAAUGCAUGAACGGGGAGAUGUCAUCUUUAAAAGCCCCCGAGAAGGAGGAAGAUACGUGAUUGGCCAAAAACUGUGAUAUGACUUCACAAAAUUCAGGCAGAGAUGCAGCUUGUAAAAGUUGGACUGAUGACAGCUGUUUAUACAUAACCUGGUUAUAUAUAUGCAGUGAUGAAUGUGAACUAGAUGUAUUAUUAUAUAAAUCUAUGCACUAAUAGGAAAGAAAGUGAGGGAUCGCCUAUUGUGUAGCUUAUUAGUAUUUGACUGUAUAGCUCUACAUGUAAGAUA
Messenger RNA from Cyprinodon variegatus (sheepshead minnow), 2303 nucleotides. RefSeq names its product armadillo repeat containing 10 (gene armc10). Gene Ontology annotation, molecular function: protein binding. Lineage: Eukaryota; Metazoa; Chordata; Actinopteri; Cyprinodontiformes; Cyprinodontidae. The transcript has 6 exons. Gene Ontology annotation, cellular component: mitochondrion. The record is from RefSeq and is a predicted model, not a curated record. The coding region runs from base 210 to 1250 and encodes 346 amino acids.